Molecule: messenger RNA, 456 nt
Organism: Vicia faba (fava bean)
Lineage: Eukaryota; Viridiplantae; Streptophyta; Magnoliopsida; Fabales; Fabaceae
Source: the annotation of a GenBank genome assembly
AUGAUUGGGACGAGAAUUGAAGAGUGGAGAAAGGGUUCUCGGUUGUAUAAUCGAUUGGUGAAACGAAGUAUUAAAUCGGUGAAGAAUGGUGGUGUAAUAAGAGCACUUGUUUGGUAUCAAGGUGAGAGUGAUACUGUAAGAGAAGAAUAUGCUAAGGCUUAUAAGACUAGAAUGGAAAGGUUUAUUCAUAAUAUUCGAUCAGAUCUUAAACUACCAAAUCUUCUUGUUAUUCAGGUAGCACUUGCAUCAGGAGAUGGAAAGUUCGUAAAUAUGGUGAGAUAUGUUCAAUUGAGUAUCAAACUUCCUAAUGUGAGGUGCGUUGAUGCUAAAGGACUGCGUCUUAAGGGAGAUAAUCUUCACCUUACAUCAAUGUCUGAGGUUCAUUUGGGCAUCCAGUUAGCUCAUGCCUAUCUUGCCUCCACCAAUCAUCACUUUAAUUAUACACAAAUUAGCUAG